AUGGCUGCUCAAGAAGAGAAGCGUACAGAACAGGGAGACGUCAUGACAUCCACAACACCAGUGACUCGCCGUGACAAGAGGGAUUCGGACUACGAUGGUAUCCAUUCGGGGAUAAAUCACUCCGCCAAUGAAACGCAUGCCAACAAGUCGACGACCGGAUUGUAUUCUGAACAUGGACACUCGAUCAGUCGUAUCCGUCCCAUGGCCCAACACUCCGGAUGUUCGGUCGCAUCCUUCUUCAACGGCCUAUUUACCACCAUCAUUGGGAUCGCCACCCUCGGAGCAAGCAUUACCUUUUCGUACGUCUUGUCCAACAAUACUUCCAUUGCGCCAUCCCCAAACCCAACUUUCAACGUCCGGCAGGUCCAACAAUUCCUGGCCAUCAGUUGGCUCUUGUUUCUCCUGGCCCUCGGAUUCGCUUCGCUCGGUUCGAGUCUUUUGACGUUUUUCAAAGGUCACUGGAUCGCAGACUGGGACGGCAUGAACGGCAGGAUCAGUCAAUGGAGCGUUCAGAUGUAUGCGGUCUGUACCAGUGGGCUCCUCGGCGGUCUCACCAUUGGUGCUUUUGCACUGUUGUGUCUAGUCGUGGUGCCUUAUUCUGCGGUGGUGGGAUGGAUUGCCUUGGGAUUCACAGCUUUCUUUGGGGUCAUCGUUCUUGUGGCUGUGAUCAAUCAGGCUCCCUGGCCUUGGCGGGGCAACACGCCACCGUCGCCUACCAGACACCACACUGCUUGA
Rhinocladiella mackenziei CBS 650.93 is the source of this 735-nucleotide messenger RNA. RefSeq lists its product as uncharacterized. The coding region runs from base 1 to 735 and encodes 244 amino acids. The record is from RefSeq and is a predicted model, not a curated record. The transcript has a single exon. Lineage: Eukaryota; Fungi; Ascomycota; Eurotiomycetes; Chaetothyriales; Herpotrichiellaceae.